AGAUUUCAUCCCAGAAACACCUACUGUUGAACAGCUAAGAGGAAGACCUGUGAGUAGCAUGAAAACAUUUAUCCCAGAAUCGCCAUCUGCUUCCCAGAGUACGCCCUUACCACAUAAAAGCAAAGCCUUUUCUGUGGCUGAGUCUCCUUGCAAUAUUUCUGUGAUUCAGAAUAUGAGUGCUGGUGUUGUGGAUGAGGACAGUUUCUUCUUUGAUCCAUCCCAGCCUGUCAAGCAUAAAACAGACAAAAGGUCUGAAAAAGAUAAAAUUGCAACUUCAGAUGAUGUAAGGUCACGAGUUAAUGAUGAUAAUUCUAAUAGAGAUGAAGAGGAUGACAGUCCCACCCAAAUAUUUGACAGUCCCAAGGAUGUUAAAGAGAAGAGUGAUAACGGCAAAGAGCUGAAUACUGAAGGGGACAGAAAUCUCCAUGCAAAUGACAACAGUGGUGAAAAUAUUGACACUAAAGAAGAUAUAUUUAACCAGCCCACUCAGGCUUUUACUCAUAUAGACAAGUCUCCAAACAAAAUGUUAGAAAAAAAAACAGUUACAAUAUCAUCCUUUGUUGAUAGUAAAGACAACAGUGAUGAAAAUACUGAUACUGAGGAAGAUAUUUUUAACCAGCCCACUCAGGCUUUUUCCAAUUUAAAUCCAUCUCCAAAGAAGUUGUUAAAACAAAAAGUCAGUGAAUUAUCAUCAUCUGUUCAGGGAGAUCCUGAUAAUACUCAGGACAUAAUGGAAGCCUUUGAAAUGGUUCCAGUGAAAUCUAAUCCAGAAAAUGCAGCUCAAAAUGAAGAUUCUGAUGAUGAAUCAUUGAUUCCAACCCAGCCAUUUGAAGUGAAAGGGAACCAAGUAAAGGCCAAUCAUCAAGAUGAUGAUGAUUAUGUUCCCACCCAACUUUUCUUUGAUGACGAUGAUGAGAUAGUGUUCAAAAAACCUUUUACAGUUGCUCCUAAGUCUAGAAAAAGUAAUCCUAGUGUUGCAAUUUCAAAUGAUGACAUUCAAGAUGAAUUAUUCAGUGAUGACAACCAGGAUGUGCUAGAUACUCCAACCCAGGCUUUCGUUGCUGAUGAUAAAGAUGAUUUAGAAGCACCAACCCAAGCUUUCACUGGUGAUGAUAAAGAUGCUUCAGAAGCUCCAACUCAAGCUUUUUAUAAUGAUCAAGUCCCUUCAGAAGCUCCAACUCAAGCUUUUUAUAAUGAUCAAGUCCCUUCAGAAGCUCCAACUCAAGCUUUUUAUAAUGAUCAAGUCCCUUCAGAAGCUCCAACUCAAGCCUAUGAUGACCUUCCUCCAACCCAAAAAUUUGACCCAAAGCAAGAAGCUGUAAGUAAAGAAAAGGAGCCAGAAGCCAAAUUAGAGGGAGAUGAUGACAAUGACAGUGAUGUAGAUGACUACUUUAAUCAGCCAACUCAGCCUUUUUUAGCAAAAGAAAAUACUGAUAGAUCACUCUUGGAAAGACCAACACAGUGUUUUCGUGAUACUUCUCCAAAAAAUAUAACAAAGGAUGAUGAUGAUGAAAUAGAUGACUUUUUUAAUGAACCAACUCAAGCUUUUGCUGAAGCCAAGCAUAAUGCAGACAUUGAUUCUGAUGCACCGACUCAGCUGUUUGGCAAAAAAUCUGAAGUUGUAGGAGCACUAAGUGAAGAUGAAAGUUUACCACCUACACAUAGUGCAGACAUUGAUUCUGAUGCACCGACUCAGCUGUUUGACAAAAAAUCUGAAGAUAUAGGAGCACUAAGUGAAGAUGAAAGUUUACCACCUACACAUAGUGCAGACAUUGAUUCUGAUGCACCGACUCAGCUGUUUGACAAAAAAUCUGAAGAUAUAGGAGCACUAAGUGAAGAUGAAAGUUUACCACCUACACAGAUAUUUACUGCACCAUCUCCAAAUGAGUUGACAUUAAAGAGAGAUGAACAGGCUGAUGAUUCUUUAAUGCCCACCCAGCCAUUCACACCAAAAGACAGUACAAAUACACCUAAAGCCUCUGAAGAUACAUCAACUCACAGUGAACCAUAUGAUGUAGAUGCACCAACCCAAAUUUUUCAGGAGCCACUUGUAGCUCGGGAUACUAAUGAACCACCCCAGGUAUUUCAUGAUGAAGAACUUGCUGAAAGUGCUGAGAGCAUUGCUCCAACUCAGGUCUUUCAAAAUGAUGUGAAUGUCACAGAUGGAGAUUGCAGAGCAUCCACACAGUUGUUUAUACCUGAAGAUAAAACAUGCCCUGUUAAUAGACCACAAAGAGGCAUAAGUGAAGUAUGGGAUAAAUUGGAUGCAGAUGCAACUCAAGACAUUAGUCUAAAUGUAGAUGUUAAUAUUGAUGAAACACGUUUGGCUAAUGAGUCCAAUUUACAAGUAUUGUCUGAAAGAAAAGAAUUAGUAAACAAAGAAGAUUAUAAGGGAUCUGACAUGAAUUAUGAUGAUGAUAACUCCUCCACUGUGUCAGAAAAUUUGUUAGAACAAACACCACAGCCACAUUACAAAGAUUGUCUACUUAAGGAAGACGGUCAAGAGACCAAAGAUGAGAACUACUAUUCAGAUGAAAGCACCGAUAUGGAAGAUGAAAUCUUAGCUCCCAAAGACACUGUGAAAGUUCAAGAAGUGACAAAUGAUACAAGUAUUUUACAAACAAGUAAUAUGUCUCGCUUAGAGUUGAGUUCUGAUUCAGAUAUCAUCCCAGAGGUUAAAGGCACUGUCACUCAGCCACCUAAAAAUGAAAAAUCUCCUCAGGAGUUAGAGGGGCAGAAAGACAAGCCAUUGGAUGGGGAAAAGAAGCAGACUUAUGGAGAUAAUGGAUCUCAACAAUGCAAAGCUCAGAAAGAAGGGGCCAGUGGAAAACCAGGAAUACAUUUCACAAGAGUUUCCAAGGUGGUUGCUUCUGAACCAGUAGUUCUAAAGUCAGUAGGCAAGGCAGCUAAGUACAGCCAGUCUACACAAGAUUCUACCUGUGUGAAAGACAUCAAAAUUUACUCGUCAGAUAGUGAUGACAGUGAUAGUAUGGAUAGUAAGAACUGCAAAUCAGUGUCAGAAAAAGUAAAAGAGGUUGCAGAAAUUUUGAGUGACAGUGAAACUGAUGAUGAUGUAGGUAAUGUUUCACAAAGGUUAUUUGAGUUUUCUGAGGAGGACGAAGUUGAUAAAGGAAUAGGAAAACAGACUAGUAAUAAAGAUAAAUUUGAGGAGGAAUACCAUCAUAACACAAAGGGAAGAGACAAAACAGAGAAACAAGACGAACAGAUUCAUGCAUGGCAAUGUCGAAAGGCUGAAAAAAGAACUGUAGAAAACAUAGCCAAAGAAAAUGAACUAAACAUCCAAAAGGAAGAUGAAAAGGAAACUCCAAUAAAGAGCAAAAUAAACACAAGAAAAUCCUUAAUGAAACAGAUUGAAAGUCCCAUUGACUCUCACAGUAAAAAUGAUAUUAGGAAUAUGAUUAACAAGAAGGAAAUUGUUGAAAAGUCAGAUAAAUGUAGAGAAGUUGGUGCAGAAGAGACAAAAUGUAAUAAAACAACAAGAGAAAGAAGACGGGAUAAGAGACAGAGCCUAGAUUUAGACUCUAACACAGAGCAGAAGACAAAGAGUGGAAGAAUAAGGAGAGAACCCAGAAGAUUUUCUCCAGAUAGAAAUUCAGAGGUUGCUGAUACAUCAUCUGCUUCUGUUAUAUCAAAAGGAAAAACAGUGAACAUCACAAAAAACAUGGAAGAACAUGUAGGUGUUCAUCUGUCAAAGAGAACACAAUCAUCAACACCAUCCCCUUUGAAAAAAAAUUAUGAUAAUGAAGUAGAGACAACAAUCUCUUUAUCAGCAAAACUAGGGAACAGUCCAGAGACUGAUCCAAACAGAGUGGACUCUCAAAAAAAGGGACUUCAGCAAUCAGUUCCACAGACAAAGGAAGUUCAGCUUGAGACAGAAGGUAAUUUGCAAGGAAAAUGCAUUGGAGAAAUUGUAGGUAAGCAAGUAAGAAAAGAUCCAGGAAAAAGAGAACGAAGAUCAAUAUCUAAAACUUUAAAGGAACCAAAAAUAGAAGAGGAAAUUCAGCAAAGCAGUUUAGAAACUGAGAAUACUAAUUCUGAAAGUGUAGGCCAUGAAAAAAAAAUGGAAGUACAGAGAAAGACAAAUAGGGCCAGUAUUGCACUAACAAAGAAUCUGGUUACAGUAGCUGAGGAACAAAGUUUGGAGCCUGUCAGAAGAGGUCGCAGAUCUGCAAUCAAUAACCCAAAGGAAGGAAAAACAGAAAAAGCAAGUGAAUCAAACAGGGAAACAAGAGUUACUGUUGCUGAUAUUGUACAUAAGGAAGAGAAUAUGCAUACUCAAAGUAGACAAAGCAGAUCAGCAUGUGGUAGGCCAAAAGGGAAUAGGAACAUAAGCACUAAUCACAUAACUAAGCAGGAGACAGAAGAAAAAAUGAUAAUUAGAAAACAAGAAAACAGUGUUGAACCACGUCGAAGGGGACGUAAAUCAGCAAUUACCAAGUCAGAGGAAGGUAUGACUGAAGAAGCAGAUGAAGCUGUUAAGCAGAAAUCACUAGGAACUAGUGUAGAAAACAACCCAGAGGAAUUGACCAAAAGAGCAAAUCAGAAAAUGCAGCGGAAGAGUGUAGAAGAUAGCAUAGAAGAGCCAUUAAAGCAAGAAGUGAAAGUACAGCCAUCAAGAAGAGGACGUAGAUCAGCAGUUCCUAAGUCAAAGGAUGGUAAUACUGAAAAUAUAUCUGUAACUGAGAAUAAAGAUGUAGAAAUUGAAAUUAAACCCUCUAGGCAAGGGCGAAGAUCAGCAGUUCAAAAAUCAGUUGAGAGUGGAAUUGUGAAUCAGAUGAGGGAAACAGAAGAUAAUGAUACAGGAAAUGGAAGUAAAGAAAAGACAGCUGGUCGACAGAAAAGAGCACGCAGAUGGGUUGUUAGUGAGACAAAGGUAGUUGAUGAAUCAACAGAUUCUAACAAAACAUCUAGCUUGAAAUUGACAAUUAAGUCAAUGCAGAAAGAAUCUGAAGCAACAAAUCGUCCUCAGCGUAGAGGAAGAGCAAGUAUUGCUACAUCACAUCCUACUGUAAAGGAGGUUCCAAGGUCUACCAGACAAGUACGAUUGAGCAUGAUAUCUGAGAGGAUGGAAGAUGAGAAUGAUGGACCAAGUAAAUCAAAGAAACUAAAAAAGUCACAAGAUAAGGAAUUAGGAGGAUGUAGUUCUGUUGAGGAAAAGCUUUCAGAGAUGAAAGUUAAAGAUAAAAGAAAGCAAAAACAGAAAACUUCAGCUGAAGAAAGUUCAGAUAGUGAGUCAAGUUCAAAGAGGUCAUCAAGCCAAGAGAGUCAAAGAUCACAGGGCAGGAAAAGGGCAAGAAGAAAUAGUAAUUCUUCAGAGGAUUUACACUCGACGCCAAAGUCGGCAAGAACAAGAAUCAAAGUAGAAUCACCAUAUAGCAAGGGUAUCCUGUGGUCACCAUCACAAAGGCAGCAACAGGCUGAUGUACGACCCAAAGUCCUUUUUACUGGUUACACGGACCAACAGGAUGAGAAGAUUGUUACAGAUUUAGGGGGAAUGGUUGUGGAAUCUCCAAAAGAGUGUUCAGUGCUUGUUACGAUGAAUGUCCGAAGAACUUGUAAGCUUCUAGCGGUCAUUGGUAAAGGCAUGCCCAUUGUCACACCACAAUGGCUGUCAGCAUCAAAAUUAGCAAGAAACUUUGUUGAUCCUUGGAAAUAUAUAGUAAAGGAUACAGAAUCUGAGAAAAAGUUUGCUUUUCAACUUCAUCAAAGUCUUCAGUCUGCUAGGAAAAGCCUUCUUUUUGAAGGAUUAUCAUUUCAUGCCACAAGAUCAGUUAAGCCACCACCAGACCAAAUGAAAGAAAUUAUUGUAUGCUCUGGUGGAGUAUACAUGGAUGUUCCACCAAAGAGGUAUUCACCAGAAAUAAGAAUAAUUUCAUGUGCAGAAGAUAAAAAUCAGUGGGGUGCAUUCAAGAAACUACAGAUUCCAGUUUUAGGCACUGAAUUCAUUUUAACAGGAUUACUACGACAUCAACUGCUGUUGGAUGACUUUAUAUUAGCCUAAAUAGGGAACAAUACAAGGACCAUUAUUUGUACAUUUAUGUUUUAUACAUUCCUAUAUAUAUUGUAAAGGUAGUGAUUAUCUUAAUGAGAAUGUAAAUUUUAGUGUGAUGAAUAGUGCAUUUACUCUUAAAUUUUAGUACAAUAUUAUUCAUGCAGCUUAAAUGUGAAAAGCUCAGAGAAGUUGAUAGACACAAGUGAAAUUUCAUAUGUGAAUUAGCAUAUUUGUAUAAGUCCUAAUUAUCAAUAAUAUUAUUGAUAGUAAUACUUGUUACUAUUUGCAUUAGUUUUUUAUAUGAUAUUGUUGAUAAUGGUGUAGUGAUAAUAAUUAGAAAUGAUAAUUAAAUCCUGCUCUAGUUCCUUCCCCCAGAAAGAAGGAUUCAUGAGCAAAUUUAUAUGGGUAUUACAUUUCUUCAUGAAGCUAAUUGCAAUACUAACCAUAAUCUUUUCAAAAAUUGGAUGUUUUAUAAAUUUUAAUGAAACUGCUUAGUUAAUUUUUCAUGGAAUAAAAUCUCUUAGAUACAUUUUUUUGUCAAUUAGGAAUGAAAGAUUUGUGUUUGAUUAAAAAAAAAAAAAAAAAAAUAUUGCAUGAAUUUAUGCACAGUUUAUUUUUUGGAGAUAAAAAUAUAUGGUCAUAUUUGUUCAGAUAUAUUUUAUUUUAUAAAGCUUAUUAUGUAUGAAUAAAAUUAAGAAUUAU
Molecule: messenger RNA, 6715 nt
Organism: Penaeus indicus
Lineage: Eukaryota; Metazoa; Arthropoda; Malacostraca; Decapoda; Penaeidae
Exons: 6
Coding region: 59-6022 (1987 amino acids)
Source: RefSeq, a predicted model, not a curated record